UGACACAAAAGUAACAAAUUAAGCAUCAAACAAAUUACUUACUUUUUAGGUAUUGCUUUAACAACUAUUAUUGUUUUAAUAGUCAAAGUUCAGUAUUAUUAACUGUAAUAAUGGCUACUGUGACAUCACCCUCGAUAGAUCUCAGUUCUUACAGAGAUCAGCAUUUCAAGGGUACUAGAGCAGAUCAAGAUAGGCUAUUAAGAAUUACGAGUACUUUGUAUGUUGGAAAUUUAUCUUUUUACACCACCGAAGAACAAAUUUAUGAAUUAUUUUCAAAAUGCGGAGAUAUUAGAAGAGUUAUUAUGGGAUUAGACAAAUAUAAGAAAACUCCUUGUGGAUUUUGUUUUGUUGAAUACUAUACUAGAGCUGAUGCAGAAAAUUGUUUAAGAUAUAUCAAUGGAACCAGAUUGGAUGAUAGAAUUGUUAGAACUGAUUGGGAUGCUGGAUUUAUUGAAGGUAGACAAUAUGGUAGGGGCAAAACAGGAGGCCAGGUUCGUGACGAAUAUAGAACUGAUUAUGAUGCUGGGCGAGGUGGUUAUGGAAAAAUAAUUCAACAAAAGAUUGGAGGAAUUGAAACUCCUGCUUUUUUAAGAUAAUUUUUAUUAUAAGAUUAUUGUAAAUUCUUUGUGACACUUAAUUUGUAAAAUAUGUGAUUUCUGGGAUGAUUUUAUAUGAAAUAGAGACUUAUUUAU
This is a messenger RNA of Diorhabda sublineata, 692 nucleotides long. It is a transcript of the gene Cbp20, whose product is annotated as nuclear cap-binding protein subunit 2. Gene Ontology annotation, biological process: mRNA cis splicing, via spliceosome. Gene Ontology annotation, cellular component: nuclear cap binding complex. The transcript is spliced from 4 exons. Gene Ontology annotation, molecular function: RNA cap binding. The record is from RefSeq and is a predicted model, not a curated record. NCBI's taxonomy places the organism in Eukaryota, Metazoa, Arthropoda, Insecta, Coleoptera, Chrysomelidae. The coding region runs from base 111 to 596 and encodes 161 amino acids.